Molecule: messenger RNA, 843 nt
Organism: Microthlaspi erraticum
Lineage: Eukaryota; Viridiplantae; Streptophyta; Magnoliopsida; Brassicales; Brassicaceae
Source: the annotation of a GenBank genome assembly
AUGCUGACUCGGCAGGCGACGGAAACGGAGGUGCGCGAGGCUCUUUUCAUGAUGCACCCCGAAAAAGCACCGGGCCCGGAUGGCAUGACUGCGUUGUUCUUUCAACGUUCAUGGCACAUUAUUAAAGCAGACAUUCUUAAGAUGGUUAAUAACUUUCUCACAUCGGGUACUUUUGAUGAAAGAUUGAAUCUGACACACAUCUGUCUGAUUCCGAAGACGGGAAGACCGAGCAGGAUGACAGAGCUACGGCCAAUCAGUCUCUGUAAUGUGGGUUACAAAAUCAUUUCAAAAGUCCUAUGCCAGCGGCUUAAAAUGGUUUUACCAAAGUUGAUUUCAGAGACUCAGUCUGCUUUUGUACCUGGUCGUCUAAUCUCUGAUAAUAUACUAAUUGCCCAGGAGAUGUUUCACGGACUUCGGACGAACAAUUCCUGCAAAGGAAAGUUUAUGGCCGUUAAGACGGACAUGAGUAAGGCUUAUGAUCGGGUGGAAUGGAACUUUAUAGAGUCUUUAAUGCGGAAAAUGGGGUUUGCUGACAAGUGGAUCCUUCUGAUGAUGCAAUGCAUCACUUCGGUUAAAUACAUAGUGCUACUUAAUGGACAACCUAAAGGAAAAAUAAUCCCUCACAAAGGUUUACGACAAGGGGAUCCGUUAUCCCCGUAUCUCUUUAUUUUAUGUACGGAAGUGUUGAUUGCAAAUAUGAAAAAGGCAGAAGAACAGAAAAAACUGACCGGUCUUAAAGUUGCACGGGCGAGCCCAGCGGUCUCUCACCUCUUUUUGCCGAUGACAGUCUCUUUUUCUGCAGAGCGACGGGGGAGGAAAGUAGGGUAUUACUCCAAAUCCUAA